Messenger RNA from Cloeon dipterum, 1107 nucleotides. RefSeq lists its product as uncharacterized. The coding region runs from base 82 to 1107 and encodes 341 amino acids. The record is from RefSeq and is a predicted model, not a curated record. NCBI's taxonomy places the organism in Eukaryota, Metazoa, Arthropoda, Insecta, Ephemeroptera, Baetidae. The transcript is spliced from 7 exons.
CGUGCAAAUUUAGCCCGCCGGAUCAGCAUCAAAAAGUGCUGCUCGAAUUCUCCUCGUUCCUGCAAUAUAACAACCACAACCAUGGAAACCACCUCGAAACCAGUUACAAGUAAAAAGACAACAAAGCUGACUGGAAUGACCACUGCGUCUUCUGCCCAGAAAGUGACUUCAAGCGCCGCAACGGACGAAAUCACGCUGCCGGACACCACGAUGGCGAUUGACAACCCAACUGUGGAUACUCCGACCGUUUCACAAGAAAUUCCUUCAACCAGCGUUGGCGACACAACCACGACUCUGGAAACGACAACUGACUCGACACCAGCGACUACCAUCUCGGAUCUACCAGCUUCAACUACAACAACAACCACCUCAGAUGCACCAACAACAACUACAACAAUUUUACUGUCAGAUUCACCGACGACAGUAACAACAACUACAACGUCAAGUACUUCAACAUCAACCACCACUACAACGCCAACUACCACAACAACUACAACUACUCCAGCAACCACAUCUACAACUACAACUACUUCAACCACUACGACAACAACAACCACUACAACAACUACGACAACAACCACCCCAAAGCCUUUAUGCUUGAAUUACACGUGUGUCACACAGCCCUCGUUACUUGAUGCUAGCAACUACAUAAACACUUCAGUUGGUGCUCCUAUAGGAGGAGUUCUACGAAUCGGUUGCGACAAAAUGUAUUUCUUCAGUGACGCCGCGGUAGAUUGGCCGGGAGCUGCUUCGCAAUGCUGCGCGCGAAAUAUGAAGCUGGUGAGCUUCGAAACUGCAGCUGAGUACUUGUGCUUCUCCAAAAUGCUUCAGGUUCCAAGCUACGGAUUGGGAGGCGCCUGGUGGACAUCUGGAAGCAACAAAUAUAGCGGAUACUACCUUUGGUGCACUAGUGACCUGGCGAGUAACGUCACCUCCGACAUCAAAUUUGUGUCCGGCGAGCCCAACAACGCUGGAGGAAAUGAAAACUGCAUUGAAAUGGUCGUGGGGGGAGGCACUCCUCCGAAUAACCUUCUGAUGAACGAUCGGCCCUGCACUGCCUACACAGCCAGAUACGUUUGCGAAGUUUGUCUCCAAACUAUGACGUGA